UGUGUGUGGAUGGCAAAGACCACAUUUUCAUUAGUCAAAUAAAAAUGGCCAUACUGUAUAAACCUCGCUGUGCCGAAGAUGUGAAUUUCGUGUUGCCCCUUAAAGUUCGUACUUUCUUAAUGAUAAAUGGCUGUUGGCCAAUGGAGGAUAAUGCCAAUAAUACAAAUGGCAUGUGGAACAGGCUUCUAAAGUUCUUGUAUCAGCUUUGGUUUAUUUUCGGGGUCGUGUGUUUGUUUUACAUCGUCUGUGUCGGUUGGGUGUAUAUAGUGGCAAAUUUUUCCGAUGUUAAGAAAGUUGUGGAAGCCAUCAGCACAUCGACCAUUGGUAUAAACGUGCUUAUACGGAUGAUAUAUCUACGUUGCAGAUUUUCAAAAUUCAAACAUGUUUUAGAAAAAUUUACCAAUAAAAUUUGGAUAAAUAAAGUAACACAUCCGCUAAUUUUUAAACGCUGCAUCAAGCGGACAGUACCAACAUUUUAUCUGUCAAUAACAUUGUGGAUGGUAUUGUUCAUCUACUGUGCUCUACCCAUUUUCGUGUUGAUAACAACAGAUCAAACCAUCCAUUCAAAUGAUAAAACCUUUCCAUAUCCCAUGAUAUUUCCAUAUGAUCCACAAAAACCAAUAAAUUACAUACUCACAUACAUGACAUCGAUAUAUACUGGAGCGAUCACAGUGACCCUAUUUUAUGCCACUGAUGCCAUAUUAGCGAUUUUCAUUAGCUUCCUAUGUGGACAAUUUGAAAUAUUACAUGGAAAUAUUGCACGUCUAAUACCUGAGUGUCAUGCUGAAUUUUUAGCCAACUAUCGAGGAGAAUCUACAGGAUCAAAGAAGAAUGAUUUUAUUUUUUUACAUAACCUAUAUGUUAAACGAUUACAUGAAUUGGCCACAGCUCAUGAUGAACUUAUCAGAUUUUCUAUGGAUUUAGAAAAGUUGUUUUCAUUUCAACUUAUGGUGAAUGUGGUGACCUCAACAUUUCAAAUAUGCACCAAUUUGUUUCAGUUUAUCGUGUCGACGGAUACAGCAAAUUAUUUAUUCUCUUGUAAUUGGGAGGGUGGGAUAUUAUCGCAACACUCACCGUUGCUACGGCAAGUGGAUUAUAUCACUUUAGAUUCAUUGAAUACGAAGUUACCGGCAUGGAGAACCUUGCAAUAUUAUCCAACAAAUCGGGACUUUAGAAUGAAAUUAAAAUUAAUGAUUAUGCGUAGCCAACGUCCUGCACAUUUGACUGCCAUGAAGUUUACGGUGUCCUCAUUGGAAAGUUUUACCAGGAUUCUAUCUACUUCAAUGUCAUACUUUACCCUUUUGAACUCCUUUUUGGAUUAA
This is a messenger RNA of Musca domestica (house fly), 1322 nucleotides long. RefSeq names its product odorant receptor 13a-like. Gene Ontology annotation, molecular function: olfactory receptor activity; odorant binding. NCBI's taxonomy places the organism in Eukaryota, Metazoa, Arthropoda, Insecta, Diptera, Muscidae. The transcript is spliced from 5 exons. The coding region runs from base 45 to 1322 and encodes 425 amino acids. Gene Ontology annotation, cellular component: plasma membrane. The record is from RefSeq and is a predicted model, not a curated record. Gene Ontology annotation, biological process: sensory perception of smell; detection of chemical stimulus involved in sensory perception of smell.